AGCAAUUGCCAUCAGCUAUCUCGAAAGAAGAAAGAAAAAAAAACAAGUGCAAUCUGCAUAGCUGCCCAACACCAAGAACGGGGGCUAUCGAGAGGUCUAGUUCUAGGUAUUUGCGUUGUGGUACUCGAAUAGGAACAGUUCCUGGAAUCAUGAUAAAAGCACCAGUUGUGCUUUCCCUUUUGCUGUUGAUAGCGCCAUCCGGGAGUGAACUUCGAAAAACUUUCCACAGCAAAAUCAGCGGUUCGAGUAGUCGGCAUCUGUUCUCGCAUCACAACUACCACGCACGCGAUCGAGGUCACGAUCAUCAUCACCAGAGCUUCAAGAAGCAGCUAGAAUCUACAACGAUCAAUGAAAUUGUGACAGAAGUGACCACCUUACCAAACGUCCUAGAAGACCCAGUUGAAGACUCCGUUGCGGAACUUUCGUACGACAGAUCACUUCCUCUGCGAGUGUUAAACUGUAUGACCAAACUGUCACUGAUGGAAUGCAGCAAGUAUUACGUGUUACAGAAUAUGGAAUCGCGGGACUACAAUUUCGAAACCAGUGGGAACCUUACCCAUGAUAUCCAGCAAAUCCUUCUGCCCUCAUACAAGCGUCCGGACAACAAACUGUUCGAAGAUCGCCUAUUGGAGCUGAACUCCACGGAAGUAGAUCGUCGUAUCAACCAAGGUCUUGUGUUGCUGUUCAACGAGCGCCAAGUGGAUAUAAAAUUUUUGCCUGGAUUUAGAUUACAAGUUAGGCCAAGUGAUGGUAACAUUCUAGAGUUUUCAAUCAAAAAGCAGCUUUCUGAAAACAGUGAAGAGCCAGAGGAAGGCAGAGCACGAAACGAUCGCGAUCGAGACGAUAAAAAGAACAAACGUGGUAACAAGAAAAUUAUGAAACAUAUCAUGCAGCUGGGAGUUCCGGUGGUGCUGCUCCCAUCGAUGCUACUGGCCAGCGUCAUGCCGAUGAUGUUACCGGUGCUCAAAUUUGCGACCUUUUUCACCAGCUUUGUGAACCAUGCGGCCCUCGCAGCAUCCAUCAUGUACCUGGCCAAACAGCACGCCCAAGAGCAGGAAGAAAAGCAGACGGUGUACUUCAACGCGGGCUAUAAUUGAUUAGUGAUCAAAGCGAAAGUGGACCGGUGGCGGGAACUGAAGGAGGAUGGCAAACGAGAUGGAAUUAUUGUGCCCAUGGCACUUGCAUUAGACUAGUAUUUAUUUAGAACAUUAGAUAUUUAAAUCUGAUAAGUGUAUAGUUUCGCUGAGUACAGUAAGAUUUUAAUGAAUAUAUCUCUG
Molecule: messenger RNA, 1277 nt
Organism: Malaya genurostris
Lineage: Eukaryota; Metazoa; Arthropoda; Insecta; Diptera; Culicidae
Exons: 1
Coding region: 150-1097 (315 amino acids)
Source: RefSeq, a predicted model, not a curated record